Messenger RNA from Emiliania huxleyi CCMP1516, 342 nucleotides. RefSeq lists its product as hypothetical. Lineage: Eukaryota; Haptophyta; Isochrysidales; Noelaerhabdaceae. The record is from RefSeq and is a predicted model, not a curated record. Gene Ontology annotation, cellular component: endoplasmic reticulum membrane. The transcript has 2 exons. The annotation marks the transcript as partial.
AUGCAUUUGCCGCUCGCGCGGCCCCGCUCGCCGGCCGCGCAGUGCACUGUCGGCACCGCGUCUCUCUCUGUGAUCAUCCCUGCGUACGACGAGGCAGAGAGGCUGCCGCGCACGCUCGAGGAGUCGCUCGCUCACCUGUCGACCACCCGGCGAGGCCCGUGGGAGAUCAUCGUGGUGGACGACGGCUCCCACGAUUCAACGCUGAUGGGAGUCGUGUUUGCGGCUCUCGCGUCGACCUGCGUGCGGGGCGUGCCCGACACUCAGUGCGGGUUCAAGCUUCUCUCCCGCCGCGCGGCGCGCGAGCUCUUCCCGUCGCUGCAGAUCCGCGGCUGGGCGUACGAC